Linepithema humile (Argentine ant) is the source of this 5905-nucleotide messenger RNA. RefSeq lists its product as uncharacterized. Lineage: Eukaryota; Metazoa; Arthropoda; Insecta; Hymenoptera; Formicidae. The record is from RefSeq and is a predicted model, not a curated record.
UCGCUCCACGAUCAGUUGUUCGCCGCGCGCGCGCCAAGCUGUCACGUUGCCGGCGCUCCGUCGUUCGUUCCUCAAGUUCGUGUCGAUGUGCGUGCAGGAUCCUAUCACCGGGUUGACGAGGAAUCGAUCACACCUCUACGUAGAACAGUGAUAACGCUCCACGCGCGAGAGAGGUUGUCUCCGUUGAAUACCGGUGCAUCGACUGUCAGAGGCGUGUCGAGUCUCGUGAAAGUUUGUUUGCGACAAUUGUUUGUGAUAAUUUGCGAGCAAAAUUCGAUUUUUUUUUUUUGAAGGAUUAAAUUUCCACGGAGUGGAAAUAACAUUUGCCAAAUGAAAAAAAAUAGUUCGUUCACCGGCUCGCUUUUCCUGCCGUUGAUUUUGUAGUAAUCAGCCGACGCGUUCCAGAAAUUCGGAGAGUGACACGGUAUUCGAAAGUGGCGAUGGUGAAACGUAUUGCGGCGUAUUAUUGCCACUGAUAUUACUUAUCUACGCGUCGUGAUAAACUUGUGGACGCAUUUAAUCGGCAUUAAUCGUGCGCCUUCGAGAACGCGCACACCAUUGGAAUGAGACAAAUCGACGUAUCUCGAGAGCAGUAACAGGUGAUACGAUUAAUUCCGAUCGUGAUUGGCAGACGCGUUUCUCUCCACUCGUCGCUCUUCUUCUUUUGCCGCCGAAGAAAGCCAAGUAACGCAAGACAAACGUUUGCGAAAUGAUGACAAAUCGGAGCAACCAAGUCGUUGAUCCGACUGAGUGCCCGGAAAUUAUUGCUGAUCGUCAAUGAGCCCGAGUCUUCGACCGAGCGGUCGAUUGGCAUCCGUCGGUGAACUCGUUGAUGAACUCGUUGGUAAAAUUGUCUGCGAAUGGCUCGCAAACAUCGCGCGACGAGUGUUGCUCCCGGCGAUAAUAGCUCGCGAAUCGGAGCUCGCGUCCUCGGCGCGACGAGAACGCGCGAGGUCACGUUCGCGCGCCGAUCAUUAAAUUAAAAAAAUACCAGGCGACGUCCGACAAGGAGGACGGCCGAGUGCGAACGAGCGGACGAUAACGAAGCGGCACGCAGAAGGAGCAUCGUCAGUGGAAAGGAGGUCCCGGCCGGCGCCUUCUUCAUCUCUCUUGCGACGACGCGCCAAGCUUGUCGGCCAAUAAAACGACGACGAUUGUCGGCAGCUGGCUUCUUCAACAAGAUUCCGCGCGAGUUUCGGCUUUCGUUCCGGAGUCGGAACGGCGAAGCUAGCAGCAAAGUCUAGUGUUGGUUCCGCGAUUGCAGGAGAACCGGAAAACGAGAAAGGAAAACGAGCGGAAGAGCUCUCGUUCGACCGGAUACGCGCGAGAGCGACAUCGAUAUGACGAGCGACGCGAAUUGACUCUCCGAGAGUGAGAGGAAGAGCGAAAUCAUGAUGAUGAUGCCACCGCCGCAAGUCGUGGGUGUCCUGCUGAAGAAACCGGGACAGCAGACGCACCCACGAUUGCCGCCCUUGGAUCCGCAGGAGACCAAAAUUAAAGGCGAACUGUACGUGGAAGAUCUGGGCGAAAGGAGAACGGUUUCCAUCAGGAUGGUGCUCUGGGUCGAAGGCACUCCGAUGCGGCUACCAUUGAGAGCAUUAAAUCUCCGUCAAGCACCACCCAGCCUCUGCCAACCGCACACGCUCGCUCUAGGCUUCACGCUGAGCAAUUCGCAGAGUCGUUCGCUCGCCACCUUUUGGGCGGACACGGAACCGAUCUACUGGUCCUGGGUCAGAGCGAUCGCGGCCGAACUGGUCCGGCAAACGCCGUUCCGCGCUCAACGAUGCUUGAACUUCCUGGAGAUACUGACCAUUUGUCCGAGAGGCCCGGUUCCGCUGCCGGACAGCCCGACGGAAACGAGGCGACGGUCCCGCAGCGAAUUACGCUGCUGGCCGAGCGAUUCGCCGACGGAGAAGACGUCGAUGAACGUGACGACGAUACUGGACGAGUCCAGAAGAAGAGCGCGAAGCGAGUUACGCGGCUGGUCCAGCAGCAAUUCGAGCGACGAGGACCUCCUGGGGGAAUUCCGAAGCGUACCCGCCCUAAUAAGGACGAAGGACCAACCGGUCAGCAGAGCGUGGGGUUGCAGCGAGAGCAGCGAGGGUAGCGACGACAGUCUUCCUUGGGGCGGCGUGUGCCGGUCCAGCGUGGACUGCGUGGACGCCGGCAGCGUGCCCAUUCCGGAACCGGAAACGAGAGAGCAGAGGAUACAGAGGUACAAGGAGGCGCGCAGACGCGAGAACGAGGCGAGGAGUCGGCGCGUCCUCGAGGAGGACGCGCGCCGGCGGAGAGCGAAGGCCGAGGAGAACAACAACAAUCUGCCGAGAGUGUACGGUCGAACGAGGAACAGGAUCUACGCCGACAACGACGACGUGCACGCGACGCGUUCGCCCAAGAAGGAACUCUUUACGACGACUGACGUGUCCGUGCGAAAUGGAAACGCGAUCAUCGACCGACUGCCGCCGAUCAAACCGAGCGAGCCGUCCGCGGUGAGGUUCACCGACGAGAAUCAUCAUCGGAACGAGGACGACAAGCGAAACAACAACAGCCCGAAGAACGGCGGCCCCGGCAUACUCAGAUCAGACAUCAGCGAGAGGCGAAGCAGAGCCAGAGAGAGGCGGAUCUUUCGCGACAAGGGGCAGCCGCAAGCUCAACAGCUGAUCGGCAUCACCGUCGCCAACGUGGAGACUCUCCGGGAGCGCAAGGAGCGCCUGGCUCUUCUGUCCUCCAGGAUUCCCGUUGCUCGUCAGUCGUCGCAGCCGUGCUCGAGAUCCGCGGACUGUCCGGCGAUCGUCUUGCUCAAGUCACCGGGCUCGCCAUCGGCAUCCUCGAUGCACCCGCCUUGCGAGGAGGACGUCGCCAAGCUCCUGGAGCGGUGCCAGAGGGUCGAUCACUACGUGCCGGUGCGGGAGAAGCUUACUCUAUUCGAGUCCCUGUCGAGGCUGGGCGGCCGCUUGGCCAGGAGCACGGAGGACCUCGGCCGAACGUCCUCCAAGCCGAGUCCGCGGGGCAAGCAACGCGCCAGAUCCCUCCACGAUCUUAAUCGAGGAGCAAGAGCCGUGCCAGUGAGGGAGAUGUGCCGGUUCUUCGAAGGCGACCCGGAGCAGGACGCUAACCAGAAGACGAUGGUCCUCAGCAAAACGAGAUUCAGCGAUCCGCCGACGAAGAGCGCGUGGAAGGAUACGAAUUCGAGGCACGAGGCGCCCUGCAUCACCGCUUCCGCGAGGAAGAGACAUUAUCUGAAGUAAUCGCGCAGUCGCGCGACAGUAAGACAGUUCUUCCAGAAUUUUUGAAAGCAUUUACAAGCAGAGAGUUUACGAUCGUCCAUUUUCUCGUUGGAAGUAAAAUAGCGAACUGGAUGAUGAAAUCGUUGUCUGACUGUCGCUUUUGUAUUUUCUUCCCCCCCUCGCGUAAUAUAUAUAUAUAUAAAUUUUCGUAAAACAUGUAAACUUUUGCAAUCAGUGUUUCGUAAUGUAAAUCGCAAAAUAUUUUCCAAAGGAACAAAUUAUGAUAGCUUUGCUAAACGCUUUUGCAGGGAUUUGAAAAGAAAAAAAUCCAAAAAGCCUUAUUGUCGAAAGAGCCUGACUGAAAAACUCCUUUCGUAGCACACAGUUGAUAGAUCGAUGUGAAUGAAAAUUAAGCCCUGGAAUCCUCAAGGUGAGUGAUUUACUCGAGGAGUUCGUGAGAGUUCCUCAGUCACGAUGACAACUAAGUUUCUCAAUAGCGCUCGCGGAUUCCCCGUGCGCGAAGCUAACUCGAUUGAACCGCUCUUAUCAAGCCGUUCAGAUUGCAAUCGGCUCUGUCAAUCGUGUCACGGGCGACGAUUGUCACACUUGCGCCGAGGAGAAAGUCGCCGCGCGCGCACGCGAGAGCUUUUUAUCACGCUCGAGGCCCCGAACUGUGUACCCGAUUCUCUCGAUUGCCGGUUGUCGCGAUCGGCCGUCAAAGCCGAAGGAAGGAAAAAGGCGUCGAUGCUCGCGAUCGUGCUGGCGUCUUACGAAAGCGAGCACGGAGGAAACCCGGCGAACACGAUCGCCGUACAAGUUUCCCACCUCGGAUUUAGGUUUCACCUCUGCUCGUUACGCGAAUGUCGUUUCGCAUCGCGUACAAUCGCGCGUCUGCUCGUAUUUCAAAAUACAAAUACAAAGUGUAACGCCUAUCGCGUACGAUACUGUGUAUCAGCGAGAUCGAGCGUGGUCGAUCGUGACACGAAGAGAACGAGGGAAAAAGAGAGAAAACGAGAGAGAGAGAAAGAAAGAGAGCGGAAGAGAGAAGGGAGGGGGGAAUCGGAGAAACCGGUAAUUUACGUUCACCGAGCGAUUGCCGCAACGUUGAACACCUGUAUGUAUACAAACUGUACGUGAGCCGAUCGUCGAGCUCGCAUUUUUCGAUUAGCCUGAAUUCGAUCGCCCGGAUUUUAAUCAGGCGGCGGCCCGGUCGUUAAAUAUCCAAAGAGUUGAACGAUAAAUAUCGCCAAUAGUUGCACUUCCAAUUAUAAUAAUUACGAGUGAAAUUUGUACAUAAUCGAUCAAUCUCAUUUUGUACCUGAAACGUUGGUUCUACGUUAUUUUUUUUUUUUUAGUUUACAUUAUAGUUUAAUCUCUGUUACAUGCGUCUGUAAAUAAGUAUCUAAUUAGCGAUUUAUAUGGUUUAUGUUUAUUUAUGUACGAGAUAUAAUAUUCUCGUUGAGUGCGUGAUGUGUAUUAUUUGCCAUGAGAGAGCGGCAAUCGUUCUCCGCUGGACCUCUCGAGGGCCAGAACGUGGGCCAGGAGCGACUUCCGCUUAUUUCGAAUUGAAACGAUAAUUUCCGCUCGUACGAUGUUCCCCUCAUUCUCUCGUUCCAUCUCGCAAUGGACAACGGAAAUCGCGAAAUUGAAGUGCAUUCUAAUUCCCUAUAAAAUGAGGAAACAAACCAACGUCUGACUGUUUUUAGAGAAGUCGAGAAUACAAAAAGAAAAAAAGAAAAAUAAAAAUAAUUAUUUAAUAAAAGAUACUUGUUGAGAAAUAGAUUAUGAGUCUAAGUUUUAUAUUUUGAAGGAAUUGUAAUAGUUAUUUAUUAAAAAGGUCGAAAUUGUUUGCGCGGAAACUUGGCCGAGAGAUUAUUUUGUACAGUUGAUUGAGUCUUCGUCGAGACACUUCGCGCUCGAAGAGAAUUGCCACUUAUUUUUGUAUCUCGUUCAUUGUAUAGUGUAUGAUCUGCGUUAUCUUCUUGCGUUAUAUAUGUAUAGAAUUGUGAGCGUUAAUGUUACAGAAUAAGAAGGAUUAUAUUGUAAAAAUGUGUCGCGGAAGAUAAUUAUUUCGAGACAGAGCGAUCGAGAAUCAACAAUAUCUCUUCGUUAAUUAUUCGCGCGCUGACUGUUUCCAUGGAAAGUAUUCUGGAGUUUUUAUGUAGAUGUAAAUUUUGUUUCGCUCAGAGCUGUCAAACGAUGAAUAAUCGAUUCUUCCUUAUGCCGUCAAUGAUCUAACAAAGCAUUGACGAUUUCGUGAUUCAGAAUCAAUUAUGUAUCGCUGUUGCAUAUCAACAUAUGUAAUUGAAAGAGAAUUUCCAGAAUACUAUCGGGAUCCGAUCGCGAAGUCGCUUGCAGUCGACGACCGUCUACAGGGUGAUUCAAAUGACACCGCUGUCGCAGUAAAAACAAGCGGUAUCAUUUAUCGAUGCCACCCGGUAUGAAGGGUUGGUCGCCAAAGAGGUCUUCUAGUCCCUCGUCGGAUAAUUCCGAAAGGUUAUCCCCCAUGUGUAACUACCCCUCGAUGUACUCCGAUAUUUACCCUCCCUACGAAUAUUUUGUCAAAAACGGCACGGAUCGCGUGCCGUCCGCGGCGCAGUUCCGCGACGAAAGCCGCGCGUCUUUGUAUUUACCUUUUGUUGUAAUAAAAAGGGACGAAUAAUGGCCGUUACAUAAAA